This is a messenger RNA of Oryctolagus cuniculus (rabbit), 2414 nucleotides long. Its product is annotated as Fc receptor-like protein 1. Gene Ontology annotation, molecular function: transmembrane signaling receptor activity. Gene Ontology annotation, biological process: immune response; cell surface receptor signaling pathway. NCBI's taxonomy places the organism in Eukaryota, Metazoa, Chordata, Mammalia, Lagomorpha, Leporidae. Gene Ontology annotation, cellular component: external side of plasma membrane. The record is from RefSeq and is a predicted model, not a curated record.
CAAACCUCUGACAACCUGCUGUCUCUUCACUCUGAUGUGAGUUAUUUUUCUGAUAAGAAGUAUCUCCUGUUACUGUCCCUGGCCUGGUCCUCAUGCUGCUGAGCCUCCUGCUACUCAUCUGUGCUCUACUCUGCGAACAAGCCGAACUGCUUCAACCUCCUGUGCUGAUACUCAGGCCCACCUCCCCCAAAGAGGGGAGCCCAGUGACCUUGACCUGUAUGAUUCGGCCCACUCCACACAAGUCAGAGGUCCAGCUCCAGUUUCGCUUCUACAGAGACACCCGAGUCCUGCAGCCAGGCUGGAGUACUUCCCCAGAGUUCCAGAUUCCCUCCGUAAGGAGGGAAGACUCAGACUCUUACUGGUGUGAGGCAAAGACAGUGAACAGCGAAACCAAAAUAAAGAGCUCGAAGUCCCAGAUGCAUGUGCACAGAGUCCCUGUGUCUGAUGUGAGCCUGGACACGUGGCCCCCGGGGGGGCAGGUGACGAAAGGAGACAAGCUGGUCCUCAUCUGCUCCGUUGCUAAGGGCACAGGAGACAUUACCUUCUUCUGGUACAAAGGGUCCCUGGGUCUGAACCUGGAAAGGAAGACCCAGCGUUCCCUGACAGCAGAAUUUGAGAUCCCUUCAGUGAGGGAGAGUGAUGCUGAGGGGUAUUACUGUGCAGCUGACAAUGGCUUCGGCCCCAGACUCAGUGGGCUGGUGGGCGUCACUGUCAGAAGUCCAGUGUCUCGUCCUGUCCUCACUCUCAGGGCUCCCAGGGCCCAGGCUGUGGUGGGAGAUGUGGUGGAGCUGCACUGUGAAGCCCCCAGAGGUUCUUCUCCACUCCUGUACCGGUUUUAUCAUGAGGAUGCUAUUCUGGAGAACAGCUCAGUCCCCUUUGGGCAAGGAGUGUCCUUCAACCUCUCUCUGACUGCAGAGCACUCUGGAAACUACUCCUGUGAAAUUGACAAUGGCCAUGAGCUCCAGCACAGUGAGACCGUGACACUCGCUGUCAAAGUGCCCACUGGAGAGAGAAGCGAUCGUCUUACUGCAGGAGUCAUGGAAGGGCUACUGGGCAGUCUUGGUCCGGCCAUCAUAGCCCUGCUAUUUUGCUGCUGGCUCAAGAAAAAAAUAGGAAGACGCUCACCCAGGAAUCCACCCAGGAGCCCUCCCAGCCCAGUACACCAAGAAUCCACUCACCUCAACUCACUUGAUCCAGGGAAGCUACAGCCUAUAUAUGAAAACGUGAGUGCUGUAAGUGGUGAUGGAAUUUAUUCAUCAGUGUACCAAAUCCAGCAGGAAUUGGAUUCAACAGCAGUUGAACCUACUGGGACCCAUGUGAUGAAUAACGAAUCCUCAGACAUUUAUUCUAGGGUGAGGAAGGAAGACUUUACCGAUGUGGACUAUGAAGAUGCUAUGUAACCUGAUGGAAGAGUCUAUUUGUGGAAAACCACCCAGGACCCCAUGUCUCAGACCCACAUGUUCUUCAGAGAUCCUAGAAUUAAGUUUCCAACACACCUCAUCCAGGUGCUUUUCUGUAGAAGACUAUUUCUUCCCCUACUAUAAGGCUGGCAUGAACUUUGAAGAAAUCACUCAGGAGAACCAACACAGAGAGAGAAGUGGGAGGGACUUUUUCACCAACAUCUGAUUGCUGCUGGCUCCUUUAGAAACAGGUCAAGUUGUGCUGUUACUUCUUUUUACAUAAGUAAAUGGUGCUGGAUAAGAAAUUCUGGGGUCUUAAGGUGGAGACAGUGAAGCUUUGCCUGCACAAACCCAAGAUUAGUGAUUUUGCAGGACUCUCCAUAAAGAGAGCUUUCACCACCAGUUUGUGCAAAUGCUUUCUCUGCUCACACAGUGCAGAACCCUAGCCCUGCUUCUUGCAUGAUUCAGCAUCCUCUUUUCAUGUGAAAUAUGUUAUUCAGGGGUUUUGGGGGUCACUACUACCAAAUCACAUGUAAAACAAGGUUACAGCAAAGGUUAUUGUGAUUACUUUCAAUUUUGCUGACAUAUUUUGUGUACAAGGGCCAAUCUAAAGAUCCACAUAUGUAUCAUAUUUAUAAGUUUCAGUACAUCCAAACUUCUGUAUUUGUUAUGGCCUCUAAGAGUUUUACAAAUGCUGUUUCCUCUUUUAUUAACAAACUCUUUGAAAGUAUUACAAUGUAGUCUGUAGGACUGUAUCAUAAUUUUAAAGCAAUCAUAUGCCCAUUUUUACAAACUAAAACAAUUUAAAGGCAUAUAAAAUAAAAAGUUAGAGUUUUUCCUGCAAGCUAGCACCACAAAGUGACAACCAUGGUUAAAAAUUUAAGUUUUUUAAAAUAUUUUUGUAUAAGGGCUUACAUGUACAUGUAAAUAUAUAGAUAUCUAGAAGUUUAUCUAUAUAACAAACUCAUGAAAUAUUUUCAAAUCUAUAUUUAGAUGUAUUAUAUUAUUUUUAAA